UGCACACCAUGCGCCGGCGGCGCGCCGCUCGGCCGGGCCCGUCCUGCUAGUGCUGCUGGCGCCUGUGCUGGUGACUCUGCUGGCUCUGCUGGCCGCUGUCAGCGGUCUGGGCCGUCUGCUCGGCUGGAUCGCACUCACCCCGCUCAUCAGAAUGAUUUCGGCGCUGGUGAACGCCUCGGAGCGGAGUGAGCGAUCGCCGCUGCGCUCCGAGCAGCGCGCGGCCGUGCAGAGGGUCGGCCAGGCCGUCAGUCUGGCCGUCGAGCGGUUUGUCACCGUCGGCGAGACCAUCGGCGACGACAACCCCGAGAUCAAGGUCGACAUGUACGAGGCGUGCAAGGAGGCCCGGGCGGCAGGGUCGGCCAUUGAGAAGCUGUGCGCGCUGCAGGCCGAGGCGAAGAGCACGGACCGGGCGACUCUGGUUCGCGCCGCGCGCUGUCUCCUCUCCAGCGUCACCAAGGUGCUCCUACUCGCAGACACCGUGGUGGUCAAACAGCUGAUCCUCUCCAAGGACAAGGCGGUCCGGACGCUGAGUCGAUUGAAGAGUGUCACCAACUUCACAGAGUUCGUGAAGGCUUUUAGCCAGUUUGGCCAGGAAAUGGUCGAGUUUGCUCAUCUCACUGGCAGCCGACAGAGUGACCUGAAGGAUGAGCGGCGAAGGGCGCAGAUUACCGCCGCUCGUCAGGUGCUCGAGAGGUCCACUAUGAUGCUGCUGACGUCUUCCAAGGCGGUGUUGCGACACCCCGACUGUCCCCGGUCACGAGACAACCGGGACACCGUGUUCUGCCAAAUGCGCCGCGCUAUGGACCUAAUCCAUUACGUCGUCAAAGAUGGCAUUUUGGACACGGUGGUUAGUUCUCAGAACGGCCACCAGGCGGCGGCCGCCAGCCGUCUGGACGGGCCGGCCACUGAAGACUGGGAUGCCAACCACACGCUCACGCGCGCCAUUCAAAGGUACGAGGAGUGUGUGGAGAUGACGCGAAUGACGCUGUGCGGCGAAACCUACCGGGAGCGUCUCUCCUCCCUGCUGGAGACCAUAUCGGAGCGGUCACAGGACUUCACCGAUUCGGCCUACACGCCCCACCAGGCCCGCGAGCACAUCCUGCUGCUCUGCGAGCGCGCCAAACUCGAGCUCAAUCAGCUGCUGCGCUGCGGCGUCGCUAUGGAGAACCGAGAAUCGACGUCUCCGACGGCUGAGUAUGACGAGUCAAUAGCGAAUGUGCUCAAAUCGAUGCGGGAGCUGAGGUCAAACUUCCAGGCCAUCGCCAUGGAACAGGCGUCAGAGCUGAUCCGCGGCGUCGGUGACGAAGGGGAAGUGAUAUCGGGUAUGAAGGCCUCGGCACUGGCGGUGGACACCGACCGGCUAGAAGAGUUUUGUUUUCGGUUUCAGGAGCAUAGCGACCAUGUGCAAGAGGUGUGUAAGCUGUUACGUCACGUGGCGCCGACGGAAACGCUGCAGAUCGCCAGCAAAUACUCGGAGAUAAACCUGCGAUUGUACGGGCCGCAGCUCCUAGCUGCCGCCCACAUUGUGUGCCUUCACCCCAACUCCAAAAUAGCCAAAGAAAACUUCGAAGCGUUUGCCGACAUGUGGCUGAACCUGGUCGGCGACGUCAAGGUGGCCGCUCGGGAGAUUUCCGAAUGUCUGAGGACGGCCGGUCGGCCUGCCCAGCAGCCCGUCUAUAUGUCACUGCCCAGACCCGGCAAGCACGGCACCACCUCCAAACAGGUGCGUCCCGGCCCGCUGGAUGCCGAGGAGCAGGCCAAAAUCUCCAAGUCGGGUCUGGAGAUGAAGCUGGCCAACGACGAGAUGGCCGCCGAGGCGGACAAGUGGCAGGAGGUCGCCGGCGACGACCAAGACAACGACAUCCUGCGCCGCGCCAAGGCCAUGUCGCAGAUGGCUCUCGGCAUGUACCAGUUCACACGAGGUGACGGCACGCUCAAGACCACGCAGGACCUCUUCACGCAGGCUGAGUACUUCACCGAGGAGGCCAACCGGCUCUACAAGGUGGUGCGACAGUUCUCCUAUCAGGUGCCACAAGGCGCCAACAAGAAGGAGCUGCUCGAAUAUCUGGACCAGAUCCCGACGCACGUGCAGCAGCUGCAGUUCGCCGUCAAGACGCCCACCGUUGGCAAGGCGGCCACGUUCACCAAGGUCGACAACGUCAUCCAGGACACCAAGAGCGCAAUGAACGUCAUUUCCAGGGUCGUCAAUAUCUGUUUCGCGUGCGCCAGCAAGUACGAGGUGUCGCUGCCGGGCCCAGUAGAGUACAAUCUGGACUUCCGCGGUCUGUCGCCGCGCGGCCCGUCCGCCUCGCCGUACCGCGGCUCAGAGGGCGCUGACGACGUGCUCGGCUCGGGCUCAGCUGGCGGCAGCGGCGGAGCUCAGACGGCCUCCUCCGACCCCAACAUAUGACAGUUGGGGAUGGCUCGGAGGGGCAAGGGAGACCCGCGUCGCACGCGGGUCUCUUUCCUGCUCUUCUAAGCCAUCGAGACAACGUAUACUGCAGAGGGUGGGACGGCGUAAUGGGGAACUAGAGGUUCCUGAGCUGCCGCCAGGUGGCAGCGCCUGCACCUGGCGGCAGGCUCGGUGAGCGGAGACGAUGGGGUCGAUGGACGAUGCCUUGCUCGACAUUUGGGGUCUCUGAUUUACCAGCGGAAGUUUUGUUUUGGUUGUAAGGAGAAGAGAGCAUCUCUCGAAGCGUCACAGUCUUAUCUCUUAGUUCGCAUAGUACCUACCUACGACAAAAUUUUGAGUCAGUUUAGGUAGGUCAACGAAACCCUUUCAGUUGAGUAGAGCUGGGUGGACAAAGUUGCCGAAUUGGUAACUUGUGACUUCCAGCACUCUUGGACGUCAUUAACUUUGUCUGGAAGCUGUGACCGUAAAAGUCACCUGAUACUGAGCAAUAUUGACUCGGCAAGCCUGAACUUUAUACACUUUGAACGCACAUUUGACACAUUUCAUGUUCAUAAAUUUCUAGCUCGCCCCUGCAUGCUUAAAUUUUUCCGGCUCAUCACAUCCCAUUUCAACGAUGACAAGGUUAUUUUCUAUUUGAAUUUAGUCGCGUCUCGACAGCAGUCACGCCUUCUCCGAACCGCUUAUAUUUCAAUAAAAAUGUCGAAUUUCAAUUAAAAUGUUAAAUAAUUUCAUGAAUGGAACAGGAAAACAAACAAAGUGAGGGAGAAGUGUCAAAAAUGUAUAAAGGGAGUGUGCCAAAUCGAUUGCCUAGAUUUAUCGAGUAGUUCGGUGUCCUAAUGGCGCGGCGUGCGCCUACCAGAUCAGAAAGAUGUUAGAUCGCAAUAGACCAUUCUUGAACGAUUACAUGUAAAGCGGGCCUCAGAUUUGGCCCCUAUGCCGAGCUUUCCAUGUUAACAAGGUCGAUUCUGCGCGCCGCUCAAUGUGACAAGCCAUACUGGCUGGUGUGGGUAGUCGCCGCUUGGAGUGAGUCUGCGUGAUUGCGAAUCAUGUUAAAGAUGACGGCUUCCCUGAAGUCUCUGACACCCAUUGACGGUGAAUCUUACUCAUUGUGCAUACCUGCAAUACCCGAUGUCAACGCAACCCUCAGUGCCAGUAGGUGUACUGGCGCCUUCAAUUCAAUUAAACAACAUUAAG
Molecule: messenger RNA, 3607 nt
Organism: Amphibalanus amphitrite
Lineage: Eukaryota; Metazoa; Arthropoda; Thecostraca; Balanomorpha; Balanidae
Product: alpha-catulin-like
Exons: 16
Coding region: 152-2410 (752 amino acids)
Biological process (GO): Rho protein signal transduction; cell adhesion
Molecular function (GO): actin filament binding
Source: RefSeq, a predicted model, not a curated record